ACGGCACGACGGCAGGCAGUCACCACGCCUUUCACUUUCGCAGUUUCGCACAAUUUUGUUUCCGUCCUUUACUGCCACCUACCGGCGGUGUCAGUAACUAAUUCUUCUGCGGAAAUUAUGGCGACGAGCAGGGCCCUUCUGUCUGUGCGAGCAUUCAGCUCUUCUGCUGCCUCCGGGCAGAUGGUGAAGGCCCCCAUCCAGGUCUUUGGACUUGAGGGUCGCUAUGCCACUGCCCUGUACUCGGCCGCCAGUAAGGAGAAGAAGUUGGACAUUGUCGAAAAGGAGCUCACUGGAUUCCAGAAUCAAAUGAAAGCUGAUGCCAGGCUGCGGGAGUUCAUCAAGACCCCUAUCAUCCAGCGGGGAGCCAAGAAGGAGGCCCUGACCAAGAUUGGUGCUGCUCUCAAGCUGUCCAGCCUGUCCACCAACCUUAUGACUCUUAUGGCCGAAAAUGGUCGUCUGAAGAGCCUUGGGUCUGUCAUUGGCUUGUUCAAAACUCUGAUGGCCGCUCACCGGGGCGAGGUCGCCUGCGAAGUCACAACAGCCAAGCCCCUUGAUGAGGCCACCAGGAAGGAGCUUGAAGGAGCCCUUAACGGAUUUCUCAAGAAGGGCCAGACUAUUCUGCUGACCACGAAAGUUGAUCCUGAACUCCUUGGAGGAAUGAUUGUCAGCAUUGGAGAUAAAUAUGUAGAUAUGAGCAUUGCCAGCAAGGUCAAGAAGAUGACAGAAGUGAUUUCAGCUGCUGUCUAAUUGUAUUCACUGUGAAAGUGCGAAGUAAAAUGAAUAAAAUUUUAGUUGUUUAGAUGUUACAAAAA
This is a messenger RNA of Neocloeon triangulifer, 812 nucleotides long. It is a transcript of the gene ATPsynO, whose product is annotated as ATP synthase subunit O, mitochondrial. Gene Ontology annotation, biological process: proton motive force-driven mitochondrial ATP synthesis. NCBI's taxonomy places the organism in Eukaryota, Metazoa, Arthropoda, Insecta, Ephemeroptera, Baetidae. The transcript has 5 exons. The record is from RefSeq and is a predicted model, not a curated record. Gene Ontology annotation, molecular function: proton-transporting ATP synthase activity, rotational mechanism. The coding region runs from base 118 to 747 and encodes 209 amino acids.